Messenger RNA from Ruditapes philippinarum (Manila clam), 503 nucleotides. RefSeq lists its product as uncharacterized. The record is from RefSeq and is a predicted model, not a curated record. NCBI's taxonomy places the organism in Eukaryota, Metazoa, Mollusca, Bivalvia, Venerida, Veneridae. The transcript has 4 exons. The coding region runs from base 92 to 472 and encodes 126 amino acids.
AACACUUUACAGAUAAGACUUGCCCUACUAUAUAACAACUGAUCUUUUGUUUUCAUCUUAGAUUAGCACAGGACACAGUUUUGGAAUAAUUAUGAUCCGUACAUUAGUAUUUGGCUUAUUUUGCGUGGCAUUUGCUAUGUCUAUGACGACUACGCACAAGCCUCAUCAUGGACACCAUGGUACAGGACCUACAGUUGAACCCGCUGAGCAUGAGAAUUUCAAGUUUGUGUAUGAGCCACACUCGCAAAUGAUGUUAGUUGUUAAUGGACACAAAUGUUACAUCUUCUCCCUGUCCGAUUCAGAGAGAGCUUCAAUACACACUGACGCCGGCAUUAGGGCUGUUGAGUUAAAACUUCUGAGCACAUUGAGCACUGCAGCUGUUACCGAGGUUACAAAAGACCAAAUCCCUGCAAAGACUGCUCAUGUAUGUGGAGGACAUAUAACCAACUAUUACACUCAAACUACUGUGUAAAAAUGAGAUAACAAUAAAUGCCAUUUUACUA